This is a messenger RNA of Doryrhamphus excisus (bluestripe pipefish), 3512 nucleotides long. Lineage: Eukaryota; Metazoa; Chordata; Actinopteri; Syngnathiformes; Syngnathidae. The record is from RefSeq and is a predicted model, not a curated record.
AAACACCCGGUAGGCCGCCUGCCUGAGACGUUGCUCGUUGGUGUCCACGUAUUAGUCGGCCGCUAUGGCACCCAGCCCACGCAAGAAGACACCCAGUCGGCUUCGCUUGAGAAAAUAAAGCCGGUGUAAGUGUCAGAAAAAUUGCCUUCCGCAAAACAAUGCGGACGACGCUUUGACGCAUGGGACUCGGGCAGGCAGGCAAGGAAGUUUGGCGAGGCUUGUUGAGAUCGCUUCAAGGACCGCAGUGACGGGUGCAAGCUGCAACAAGCACACACUGAGCUCCGAGGCAGGUUCAAUAAAUCCAUCAUGUCUGCCUUCUGUUGGAUGCAAUGACUCCUUGUUAAGACUCCAGCCAACAGAUGUGAGGGUGGCGACAGACAAGGUUGCUGGUAAGCUGAGUUCUACUCUCUCAUGGGUGAAGAACUCUGUGUCGCACACGGUCAGUCAGAUGGCUAGCCAGGUGGCCGCGCCCACGUCCCUGCCGACCACCUCCUCCUCCACGUCUCUGUCCUCGCCGGCCCUCUCGCCGUCCUCGCCGCCGCUGCUCAGCCCGGAUGACGUGGAGCUGCUCGCCAAGCUGGAGGAGCAGAACAGGCUCCUGGAGACGGACAGCAAGUCACUGCGCUCCAUGAACGGCUCCAGGAGAAACAGCGGUUCGUCACUGGUGUCCAGCUCCUCUGCCUCGUCCAACCUCUCACACCUGGAAGAAGAUACAUGGAUCCUGUGGGGGCGAAUCGUCAAUGAAUGGGAGGAUGUGCGUAAGAAGAAGGAGAAGCAGCUCAAGGAUCUUGUCCGAAAAGGGAUCCCACACCACUUCCGGGCCAUCGUGUGGCAACUGUUGUGUAAUGCCCAGAACAUGCCCAUUAAGGAUCAGUACUCGGAUCUCCUCAAGAUGACCUCACCCUGCGAGAAGCUGAUUCGGAGAGACAUCGCCCGCACUUAUCCCGAACAUGAGUUCUUCAAGGAGAAGGACAGCCUUGGCCAAGAGGUUCUCUUCAAUGUCAUGAAGGCGUAUUCUCUGGUGGACCGUGAGGUGGGUUAUUGCCAAGGAAGUGCCUUCAUCGUCGGGCUGCUGCUCAUGCAGAUGCCAGAGGAGGAGGCCUUCUGCGUCUUUGUGAAGCUGAUGCAGGACUACAGGUUACGGGAGCUCUUCAAGCCAAGUAUGGCAGAGCUGGGCCUGUGCAUGUACCAAUUUGAGUGCAUGAUCCAGGAACAUCUGCCGGAGCUCCAUGUGCACUUCCAGGCACAGAGCUUUCACACCUCCAUGUAUGCCUCCUCCUGGUUUCUCACCAUCUUCCUCACUUGCUUUCCGCUAUCCGUUGCCACCAGGAUCUUUGACAUCUUUAUGUGUGAGGGUCUGGAGAUUGUGUUCCGAGUGGGACUGGCCAUCUUGCAGAUGAACCAGGCCGAGCUCAUCCAGCUCGACAUGGAGGGAAUGUUACAGCACUUUCAGAGGGUCAUCCCACGGCAAAUGGACAGCGGACCUGACAAGGUCAUCCAGGCGGCCUAUCAAGUCAAGUACAACGCCAAGAAGAUGAAAAAGCUGGAGAAGGAGUACACGACCAUCAAAACCAAAGAGAUGGAGGAGCAGGUGGAGAUAAAGAGGCUGCGGACGGAGAACCGCCUCCUCAAGCAAAGGAUCGACACGCUGGAGAAGGAAAGCGCUUCCUUGGCAGAUAGAUUGAUCCAGGGACAAGUGACUCGGGCUCAGGAAGCGGAGGAGAACUACCUGGUCAAGCGGGAGUUGGCCACAAUCAAACAGCAAAGCGAGGAGGCCGGUGCUCAACUGGAGCAGGCCAAGAAAACCAUCUGGCAGCUUCAGCAGCAGCAGCCGCAAGCGAAGGCGGCGUCACGCUGCUCGGAGGAGGCGGUCCUGCUGCUGGAGAGAGAGCUUGUGCAGGCCAGACUAAAGGAGGCGGAGUCCCAGUGUGCCCUCAAGGAGAUGCAAGACAAGAUUCUGGACAUGGAGAAGAGGAACACGUCGCUUCCGGAUGACACUAAUGUGGCGCGGCUACAAGAGGAGCUGAUUGGAGUCAAGCUGAGGGAGGCCGAAGCCCUCACUGGCCUGAAGGAGCUGCGGCAACAAGUGCGAGACCUGGAGGAUCACUGGCAGCGCCACCUGGCCCGCACAUCCGGCCGCUGGAGGGAAAGCCCCAAGAAGAACACCCUGAGCGAGCUGCAGGACGAGCUAAUGACCGUCCGGCUGCGGGAGGCUGAGGCUCAGGCAGAGCUGCGAGAGAACCGCCAGAGGAUGUUGGAGCUGGAAACCCAGAAUCAAAUUCACAACAAUCAGUUGCGGCGGGCGGAGCAAGAGGGUCGAAGUCUUCAGGAGCGCGUGCAAACAUUGACCACGCAGAACAAAGACCUCCACGGGCAACUGCAAGAGAUCAAACGCCGACAAGCGGAGAUCGAAUGCAAGAGUAAAGAGGAAGUGAUGGCGGUGAGGCUACGAGAGGCUGACAACAUCGCCGCCAUGGCUGAACUGCAGCAGCAGAUCUCCGAGCUGGAGAUUCAGAAAGAAGAAGGGAAGGUCCAAGGCCAGCUGAACCACAGCGACUCAAACCAGUACAUCAGGGACCUCAAAGAUCAAAUAGCGGAGCUUAAACACGAGAUCUGCUGCUUAAAGGGGCAACGGGGCGUGGCCAAGCCCUCAACCUAUGACGGCAUCCACAUUAUCAACCACUACGGCGAUGACGAUGAGUCUUAUAACUCUUCAGAGGAGGACAGCCCCAAGGACAGUCACCUCCGGGACGGCGAGCGGAGGGGCGGCGGCCGAGUCGUACUGCACCCCAAACAGGGGGACACGGACAGCGAGGAUGAGGAGGAAGAUGAGGACGGCGAGGCUUUGCAGCUCUGUGUGCCUGCCGCCGUCAGCCACAGGUCCACGACCGUGUGACAGGAAGACGACGGGGACGGGGCUGUAUUAUCCCAAUGGGAAUCAUUUCACAGCAUGAGACACACUUUUUUUUUCUCCCCUCUUUACCUCGUGUUAGCUUUUUCUGUAAGGUCGCUGAACGCCCAAAAAGCUGUGAGGUGCUCGAAACUGGACUGGACCUUACAUGGAACAUUUGUGGAGCUUAUCAAACAGGACUGGACCACAGAAAUCAGAAGGGGGUGUGUGUGGUGGUAGGAGACCCUUGGGGGGUGGGCACUAGGCACACAGAAAGAGACAAUAAAACAUUUUAUUCUAUAUCACACUUCAUUCAAUGGGAUUUUAUACUUCUUAACAUUAUUUUAUAAAUCAACAGCUCUUCAGUGUUAUACUACUGUGUGUGUGUGUGUGUGUCUUGUACAUGUUUGGUUUAUAGUUUGUAAUGAUGUGUUAUGUAUUUGCCUUGAGGUAUGAGUGUAUCACAUCAUGCACUAUUGUAUGAUGCUCAUGUCUACCAUACAAACUGAAAAUGGAGCUAAAAUGGACUUGAUGACUCCUCCGUAGCACUUUAGCUGUACUGUAUCAAGGGGAGGAAGACAAAAAAAAGGGAUGGUUGUCAUGGUAACAGACAAAAACUUCA